Molecule: messenger RNA, 3177 nt
Organism: Heteronotia binoei (common prickly gecko)
Lineage: Eukaryota; Metazoa; Chordata; Lepidosauria; Squamata; Gekkonidae
Gene: NPAS4
Product: neuronal PAS domain protein 4
Exons: 8
Coding region: 109-2388 (759 amino acids)
Biological process (GO): regulation of transcription by RNA polymerase II
Molecular function (GO): DNA-binding transcription factor activity, RNA polymerase II-specific; protein dimerization activity; RNA polymerase II transcription regulatory region sequence-specific DNA binding
Source: RefSeq, a predicted model, not a curated record
GGGAGGCAGGCUGUGGUUCUCAACCAGAUCCACAGGCAGACAUCUGGGAGACAGAGACAGAGAAGAAGAGAGACGGAGUCCUAGCCGCACGGAUCUUCGUGAGCCGAGAUGUAUCGGUCGACGAAGGGAGCCUCCAAGGCACGGCGAGACCAAAUCAAUGCGGAAAUCAGGAAUCUUAAGGACCUGUUGCCCAUCGCUGAAGGGGAUAAACUCCGGCUGUCAUACCUGCACAUCAUGUCUUUGGCGUGUAUCUACACUCGAAAAUCCAUCUUCUUCUCCAAAGGUACAACUUCAGAAGGCUUGGAGGAGUUGCUUUCUCCCCAAGACUUGGAGGAUUUCAUGCAGUCGCUUCCGGGCUUUCUUCUGGCAUUCACUGGAGAGGGCAAACUCAUCUAUGUGUCAGAAAAUGUUGCUGAGCAUCUGGGGCACUCUGUGGUGGACUUGGUUGCCCAAGGGGACAGCAUCUAUGACAUUAUUGAUCCAGCAGAUCAUUUUGUGAUGAGGAACCAGCUGGCCUUGCCCUCUCCAGUAGAUACCAGUCGACUCUUCCGUUGCCACUUUAACACUUCCAAGACUAUCCGGCGGCAAAGUGCGGGAAACAAGCUAGUUCUUAUCCGGGGGAGGUUCCACCAACCAGAAGCCGGGUCUUACUGGUCUACUAACCCUGUCUUCACUGCCUUUUGCACUCCUUUGGACCCCAAGCCCAGAAUGAGUCAGAAUUCACUCUUCCUGUCCUCGUUUGAGAGUCGCCACACAAAAGAUUUGGCCAUUGUGGACAUAUCUGAGAGUGUGAUUUUCCACUUGGGCUUUGAGAAAAGCGAGCUUUUGUGCAAGUCGUGGUACAGCCUGGUCCACCCAGAAGAUCUUACUCAUGCUUCAGCCCAGCAUUACCGACUGUUGGGUGACACAAGUGAAACCCAAGCUGAAAUGGUGCUCCGGCUUCAAACUAAAGAUGGGCUGAACUGGAUAUGGAUCUACUCGCUGCUCCGCUUGGAGAAUACGGAAGUCCCCAUCACUUGCCACAGCUAUAUCAUCAGUGAUUCUGAAGCCUGGUGCCUCAAGCAACAGCUGACCACAGAAGAAACCCAAGUGGCUUAUGUCCUUGGAAGCACCCCACCUUUCCUGGAAGGCCUUCUGUCUCCAGGGCAGCUCUCCAGCCCUGACCAAGUCUUCACACCCAUGGCCAGCACCCCAACCAGUAGUGUCGCUGUACCGUCAUUUGACUUUAGUGCUGUGGGUGGCACAGACUGCCCAUCAGGAUUCACAGAGACAACCUCUGCUGGACUGCCUCAAGAGAUGGUGGAGCCCGGAAAUAUCUCCUCCAUGGAGGAGGCCCCCGGCUCCACGCUCAGCCUUCUUGGUAAAGGCCCGGCGUUCAGCUAUGUGAUUGUACCAACAGGCUAUGAGCAGAGUGUAAGGAGGGACAACCCUGGAAGCUCCUCCAAAGACUUUGUCUGCACCCCGCCCUAUACACCCCACCAAGGCUCUGCCUUCCUCUUUGCAACCCAGGAGUCUUACACCCCAAGCUCCGCCCCAGCAGCUUUGCCUCCGGUGACUGCUCCCGCUCCAUCUGCUGCCGCUGCCGCCACAACCACUGCUGUCACCACCACCUCCUCUGAGCUGUUCUACACCCAGGAACAAUGCAGUGCUCUCUAUGAGAAGUUACCGCCUACCCCGGACAGCCCUGGUAAUGGGGACUGUACCGUCAUGACCCUGCCCGAGAUCAGAGGUCCCCUCUAUAUCGACGUGCCCAUGGUGCCUGAGGGGAUCCUGACUCCGGAGGCCUCACCCAUCAAACAGACUUUCUUCAGAUAUUCUGAAAAAGAGAAGAAUGAGAUCAAACUACUGGCCCAGCAGAUCAGCAGCCUGGCCGAAGCUUUCAGCUCCAUCCCUUCAAGACAGCUGGCCAAGAACAGCCAGAUCGCUGUUGAUUUCUCUGAGCCAGCUGCCACCCCUGAAGCAUGCCUGGACUUCCAGCUUUCAAAGAAUUGGAGGAGCGUUGACUUCUCCUUGUUGACCUGCCCAGAGGAAGAUCUCCUGGAAGAGGAUGCUCUCGAGACCCUUCUCCAAGACCUGUCCACCUCUCUGUUCGAGAAAGGUGGCACAGGUAUGAGGUGCCCUCACCACCAGUUCUGCGGUGGGAAUGUCAGUAGUCCAAUGAGCUUGGACAAUGAAGACAGUAGCCAAGGAGCCUUGGCUCCCUCGCCCAGCAUGGACCUGCCUCCAGAAGAGCGAUGCUUUUUGGAAGAACUGGCCUCCUAUGAAACAGCCUUUGAGACACGUGCCUCAAACUCUCCCUGUGAUGGGUUAGAUGAGUUGUAUCAACUCCAGAGCCACAUGCAAGAAGGCUUCCAUGAAGAUGGAAGCAAAAGUGACCCUUCGUUUUGAAAUAAGUCCGUGACUUACUUCUCCGAGUAUGGCAUAUUGUCAUAACUUAAGGAUUUUCUUCUGCCGAACCCCCUGGAAAGGACUCUAAUGACAAACCAAGAGGAUGUCCACCCAACGUCCUGGGAUGGGGGGUUUUGGGGGAAGGACUUUUUUGUUGUUGUUUUUUUUAAAAUAACAAAAACAAAAAAAUAUUAUUAUCUUGAUUCUGAGACAUCGAAGCUGAUCAGAGCUAAGGAAAGGACCAUUGUAAGGGGACUUACACAUGUUAUUGUAUUCACUCGUAGUGAGUAACCUUGUAUGUAAUUUACUAAGAAAUCUGAGGCAGGGCCUGGCACCUUGGCUGCUUCCACGGGCAUUCAACACACAGUUGGAGCAUAGCACCCGUGCAGCCAUUUUGCACAUGACUUGGGAAUGAGUCAUCUUCUCCCAAUCCGUCCCCCCCGCCCAGACAACAGAAUGUGUAGGUGGUACUAGAACCUACGACAGUAAGGGCCAAUGGCUGGCAAUGUGCUACUUUCUUUCUUUCCUUUCUUGCUGCUAUCCUCUGCUUUUCCACUGCACUUCUGUUCCCAAAGAAAUCUGAAGAAUUCAAGCUUUAACUCACCCAGUUCUCAUGGGGUGGUUCUUAUUAUUAGUCUCCUUUUGGUGACCUUUCCCCCUUUUUAUUUCUCAGAACUACUCUGGGAGAUGAACCUAUUUCUAGUUCCAUGACCAUCUGUGUUCACAGCCAUCAUAUCCAUUUUUUUUUUCUGGGCUGAGAUGAAUGUCAGACCUGGCAGAGAGAUUGCC